Haplochromis burtoni (Burton's mouthbrooder) is the source of this 4705-nucleotide messenger RNA. RefSeq lists its product as uncharacterized. Gene Ontology annotation, biological process: regulation of transcription by RNA polymerase II. The coding region runs from base 343 to 1737 and encodes 464 amino acids. The transcript is spliced from 4 exons. Gene Ontology annotation, molecular function: RNA polymerase II cis-regulatory region sequence-specific DNA binding; DNA-binding transcription factor activity. The record is from RefSeq and is a predicted model, not a curated record. NCBI's taxonomy places the organism in Eukaryota, Metazoa, Chordata, Actinopteri, Cichliformes, Cichlidae.
GUCACCUGUGGCUGAAAGUGAGUUUGGUGUGUCGUUUAAGUACUUCCUGUAAUGGUGGAAACUACAUUUUUAAACACGCACAGACGCAUUUAUCGGCUUGUUGUUUUUUGCAUGAAUUUUCUAGGAGGAUUCAGUCGUGACCGUCUGUCUGGAUCACAGAGGUACUAAAAACAAGCGUCCCUCUAGCAUACGCGGAAGAACCUGCAGAUACUUCUGCCGCUGUGCUUCGGCGAUGGAUGCACUGCUCUAAUACUUUCACACAGAUUCACACACAGCACGCGUAGACGUGUGCAGCUUAAAACGUUUAUUUGUGCUGUAACAAGGAGCCGAAACCAGUGAGAGAUGGAGAGCUGCGACUUCCAGAAUCAGCUGCUGUCCGUCAUGGAAGUCCUGGCCAAGGCGGCUGUAGCUGAGAUAAACCGGCGUGUGGACCAGAGCUGCACGGUGCUCAGGCUGGAGGUGAGCCAGAGCCGGCGGGACAUCGACCUGCUGAAGAGCAAGUGUGCGGUGAUGGAGGCAGAGCUGAGGAAGAGCCGGAUGAGGGCCAGGAGAAAAGUGUUUAACAAUCCAUCAGCGGGGAGAUUCUCUCCUCUGGUCAAAGUAGUUCUCAACAAGGAAACUCAGAGCUCACAUUGGGACACACCGGUGGAAGCUCAGGCUCCAGAUCAACCCCAGCAGUGUGCUGAGGCCGUGGAGCUUGCUAAUGGGCCUGAUCACAUACGGAUCAAAGAGGAGUGUGCAGAAGAGGAUAUGUGGAAAAAUGAUGCAGAGGACAGACCGAUCUCUGGAGCCGAGCAUCAGCCGUAUUUCGACACAACAAAACCUGCCCAAGGCGACAGCUUUGCGGAGCUUUACCACUCGGCUGAAAACCCGGCCCUCUCUGAAGAUCUGGUUUCCCAAGUAGACGGCUACAGCAUUUUCCCAGAACAGCAGCUGAACAGCGGCCAAAAUGAUAUCGAACUCGUAGUGAAACACGAGAAAGAGGAAGAGGCGGAUGAGGACGCAGCUCCACUCGGUUCAGCCCACACGUUUGUGACAGAGACAGCUGAGGGGCAGCUGUGGCCAUCCAGCGUGUGCAGAGACACGGGGGACCCAGGUGUCCCGUACACCGGGCAGCAGUUUGAGCAGAUUCCUGCUGCAUUUGCAUCUUCAGCCCUGUUGCAUUUGGAGGAUGUGGCACCCAGAGUUCACUCUGUUGGGAAAUUAAAUUCUGUUGUGCUGAGUUCCGCACGAGUGAAAAGACGAGGCAGAAGUUUGGGAUGUAAGAGGCCACAGUCAGAGGAAGGACAAAACUCUGCAUCUCAGAUUAACUCCACAGAUCCCACCUUGAUUCCUCAACAGUUACAGAGCUGUACUCAAACGAGUAAUCCAGAUGAGGGCCGGACUGGGCCGAACCCCGCAGGCCCCUUCGCCACACACAGAGUUGGAGGCAGUUUGAGCCUGGCGAGGAGGAUGAGGACGCCCUGGAGGUCCGGGCUCGGCGAGAAGCGGUUCAGCUGCACGUACUGCGACAAAAGCUUCACCAGGUUCAGCCAGCUCAAAGAGCACCUGAGGAGUCACACGGGCGAGAAGCCGUUCAGCUGCAUGCAGUGCGGCCGGAGCUUCACCAAACAGUGCAACCUCAUCAGACACGCGGUGGUCCACAGCGGGGAGAAGCCCUACGAGUGCUCGCUGUGCGGGAAGUGCUUCACCCAGCGCUCCAGCCUCAAGUCUCAUCAGAAAACAGCACACUUAUAAUGUUUAUUUUAAACAACCGCUGCCCGUGUGGAGAACUUAAUAAUUGGUUUUGUUUCUGUGAUGUUACAUAUACACAUAAUUUUAGACUGAGUGGUACAGAAUUAUAAAACUACAGUCAAGUUUAUGGCCCGGCUAAUGUGUUUCCAUCAGGCGCCACACAGGCUGCAUGGAAAAGAUGGAUUGUGGAAAGUUGUUAUUAAGUGUUUUAUCUUUUUAUGUUGUUUUUUUUUUUAGCCAGCUGUGGUGAGUAAAGGGUGGAAAUAAACUCAUCAACUCCUCAAACAUGCCCCGUAUAACACAUCUGUUUUACUCCAACUAGGAACAAAUUUAUUCAGUGAGACAUAAACUCAGUGUUUAUGAAAUGUUUGAGGUCACAAACCCAGUAAAACUGAGUUCUUUUUUUAUAGAGUCGCCCUCUACUGAGUUUUAAAAAGAAUGCAGGUUUAAAGCACUUCUCCAAUGGCUUAAAAUUCAGACCUGAAGCAUAUGUCAAUCUUUCAUAUACAGUCUGUGAUCAGACUGCAGAACUAAUGCUAGCUUCAGUCCUUUUAAUUACUGGUUUCAAAUCACCUUAAAGACUCAUGAAACGUAGCUUUAUGUGUUAAUCCAUCAGCCUUAAUGAGAGGCUAAUGAAAAGCUAAAGAGGCUUUCUACCUCCCAUUCUUCUCUCUUCAUCUUCAACGUGUUGUUUUUCCUAAAUUACCAAUUUCAUAUUCAUUGCCUUUGUUAUUACAUGUAACCUAUGCUAAUUUAAUCCUGAUAAGUUUUUCCCUGCAGAGCCCAAACUGCAAAUUUGAAAAGUAAAUAAAGUUGCUCUGCAUUUGAACUUGGUCCUUGAACACAUCUUUGAACACAUCUCAGCCCUAUCAGAGAUUAGAUCGGUGUCUGGUGUUUCCAUUAAACAUCAAAGUUACUUGUGCUGGAGGUAGAUCAAAGAAGUACCAAAAAACUGAUGGGCCGUCAGAGGGUAGAAGAAGAGAUUGUCUGGCUCUAACAAAAGCAGUAAUCCCUGCACCCCCCUCCCCUCCCAUGUUGUUGUUUUUACAUUUUCAAGCACAAUGUCAGUGUUUUUAUAAGCUGGAAAUCAUUUGAUUAUAAAUUAGGUAUGUUUUAAAUAACUUCUUACAACUGCAAACUAAAGUAGGAACUGUGGUAUGUUUAAACCUCUAGGUUACAUUUUUACAAACAGUCAAUCGAGGAUUAAGUUUGAUUUGAAUUUUAUUGAAUGUUACUGGUCAUAAAACAGAAAGGCGACCUCUGCAGGCCGUACCCCGCCUCCCACCCUGUGAAGCUGGGAUAAGUCUCUCGGCCUAUGACCCUGAACUGGAUAACCUGCAGAUGGACGGCUGUUACAAUAAAUACAUUUCAGUAAACUGAAAGAAAUGUAACCAGAUUAGACUUGAAGGAUUUUGUGUCAGUGUCAGAACUGCUUUAUUUAAAUAUAUGACUCAUGAGAAUUAAACUAACCAUCUUUUGGCAUCGCUUGUCUUCAGUCUCCGGGCAUGGAAAUCAAAUUGGGAAGUUUCAUUUAUUUUAGAAACAGAUCUCGCUUAGGAUGGUGCAGUGGUCAGCACGAAUGUCUCACAACAAGAAGGUUCCUGGGUUUGAAUCUGUCUAGAGUUUCAAUGUUCCCAUGCUGCCCGUGUAGCUUCAGGUACUCUAGCUUCCUCCUCCAACUCAGUGAUGCUUGUUAGGGUUAUUGGUGAUUAUAAACCGAUUAAAGACUGACUGGUUGAUCUUUUCUGAAAGCUAAAAUAGGCUCUGGAAUCUGAAGUGUGAGUUCUGAGGGUGACGGGAGUCAUCCUGAAGUAAGACAAGAAAAACUCAGGCAAACUUGUUAUUCAAUCAGAAAAACAAAAAACAUCUUAAUCUGUAUUCAACAAGGCAAGUACCACAAACAUUUUACACAAAUAUACAAAGGUAAGACAUUACUUUUUUCAAUAUAAAUAUGAAAUUAGAUCUUUUAUCCUGUAAAACUGUGAUAAAAGUUGCAUAGAGGAGUAGUGAUAGGACAGGACUGUAUAUAUCACUCUAUGUGUGCAUUUUAGUUCUUAUUAGAGGGAUCAGACUGAGAUCAGCAGAACGCAACAAAAGCCACACAAAGGAAAAAAUAUCGGCGUUGAUGUUCAGCACUAUGAAUCUAAUCUUUACGAGCCAUUUAGUUUGUACACAGAGCUGUUCGGAUAGACAUUUACAAGGAUUUUAAUACUCAUUAAGGUGGAGAUGGAAAAACUAAAGACGACUGAUUCAAAUCAGACAUUCAGUGGAGUGUAAAGUACAACAUGUCACAGGGUCUCAUAGUUCAUUGAACAAACCGAACCAAAUGUUAGCAGCUUUAAAAAAAAAAUCUGUACUGUACGUUGUAAUUAUUCAGUUUUACCAAAUAACAACUGCAUUUAUUUGCGGCACUUCCUGUUGCCUAAAUGUUUUCCCUCCACUAGGGCAGAAAGUCACCAUGAAAGACUUUGAAACUCCAGGUUAUGACGUUAAACUGGAAAACAUAUUUACACCCAAUCAUCAACUGAGUCCUUUAAGUAAAGUGAUUCCAGUAUCAGCAAUGUUAAAACAAUACCACCAUGAAAAGUUUCUGACAACGCACAAAUCUGUAAGGACUGUUUGAUAACACUGUUUGUAUGACUUACAGUAACCCUGUUUUUUUUUUUUAUAAGUCUGACGUAAGACCCGUCUUUCUAUAGUUUACCAACAUUUGCUACAAUUAUCAACCUUAAAGUGGAUUUAAUUAUGCUUCAGUAGCUUCAUCCUGUAAUACUUAAUCAGAAGAGUAAAGUGGGAAGCAGGUUGUUACUUCAAACCCAUCACACACUGGAUGGUUCGUCUGCUAGUAGAAGCACUCAAAUAUUAUGGACGGAUUAUUUAAUAUUAUUAUUUUAUCUUCUUAUUUCCCUUCUUUUUUUAAAAAAAAAAAAAUCAGUGGUGAGACUUGGCAAACUCAGGAGUGAUUAAUUUU